Alternaria alternata is the source of this 1191-nucleotide messenger RNA. Its product is annotated as Metallo-dependent phosphatase. The transcript has a single exon. Gene Ontology annotation, biological process: polyphosphate catabolic process. Gene Ontology annotation, molecular function: phosphatase activity; endopolyphosphatase activity. NCBI's taxonomy places the organism in Eukaryota, Fungi, Ascomycota, Dothideomycetes, Pleosporales, Pleosporaceae. Gene Ontology annotation, cellular component: cytoplasm. The coding region runs from base 1 to 1191 and encodes 396 amino acids. The record is from RefSeq and is a predicted model, not a curated record.
AUGACGUCGUAUCGUGAUCACCCCUAUGCGCAUGCGCAAAACCGACCACGACCCCUCAUCGAGCAGAUACCAGACUAUCGUGACGACCUUGACGUGUCAGACGAAGAAGACGGUUUCUACGCACGCGACGACGAUUUUCUGAUUCCGCCGAAGUUUCAGGCGGCAAUCACACGCACAACCGAUCGAAUCCCGCGGCGGAUAAAGCGCCAUAGUGGCACAUAUCUCGUAAUCGCUAUUCUCUUCAUAAUCAGUUGGUUUACAUACCUGGGUCCCAAGCGGACGGCACACAAGAUGGAGAUACACGCCAUGGACAACGUACCAACUAUGGUUUACGGCAGCAAUGUGCGACCGGAAUUCAAAGGCAUGAUACAGGUCAGCGACAUGGAUGAGCAGCACCUGCCUAAGAAGCAUAGCAGACUUGUCUUCGUUGGCGAUGUCCAUGGCUGCAGGAAGGAACUGGAGCAUCUUCUCAAGAAGAUCGACUUCAACCAUAAGCACGACCACCUCGUGCUGACUGGCGAUAUGAUAGCCAAAGGCCCCGAUUCGCCAGGCGUCAUCAAGCUCGCCCAGAAGAUCGGCGCUUCCUGCGUACGCGGUAACUGGGAAGACAAACUGUUGCUCUCCAUUGCCGAAGCGCAAGAUCGUCAUGUGCUCAAAUUCAGCCCUGACGACUCUCCCGAUGCGAAAGUGGAUUUCGUAGACCAGGUCAGCCAAUCGCACGGCGACUACAAGCUGCGUAAAUUAGCAAAACAGUUCACAAGGAGGGAAAUCGAAUAUCUCCAACAAUGUCCCGUCAUCCUCCGCGUCGGCACCGUCCCGACCCUAGGCAACCUCGUAACCGUACACGCCGGCCUCGUCCCCGACACGCCUCUCGAACAUCAAGACCCGUUUCAUGUUAUGAACAUGCGCACUAUCGAUCUUAAGACGAGGAUCCCGAGUAGCAAACAUGCGGGCACACCGUGGGAAAAGUUCUGGAAUCAUCGUCAGGAAAAAAUAAAGCAAGAGGGCAGAGCCACGGUGGUUUAUGGGCACAACAGGAAGAAGGGCCUCAAUAUACAUGAGUACUCUUAUGGUCUCGAUACGGGGUGCGUUAGUGGAGGGAAGCUGACGGCGCUUGUUGUCGACGGGGAGGGCAAGACGGAGUUGGUACAUGUCAAGUGUGAGAAAGCGAAUGGGUAUGCUAGCGACUAA